ACCCACCACGCGCAAAAAGUUUUUUUUUUUCAUUUUCCAUCACCGCGCCGCACCAUUUCGACUUCCCCGGGAAAAACACCCGCCCCAAACCCUCCCCGGAAACUCAAAACCGCACCACCUCCCUCUGCGACCAUGUCGGUGCCCGACGGGGAGGACGACGAUGCCUUCCUCCUCGCCGUCGACGCGGCGGAGACCGCCGCGCUCGACUCCUCCUCCAAGCGCCGCCGCCUCUCCACCUCCUCGUCCUCACCGACCCCCACGGCGUCCCCGACCGCCCCCGCCUCCGUCCCCGAGGGGUCCUACCUCGCCGCCCUCAAGGGAAGCCACAGCACCGCCUGGAAGCAGCAGCAGCAGCAAGGCCUGACCUACGCCCACAAGCGGCCCGACGGCCCCAAAACCCUAGCCGCGGGUACCGGUGGGACACAGGUGGCCAGCGGAGCGUGCUUCAAGUGCGGGGACCCCGGUCACUGGGCGAGAGAGUGCCCCCAAUCCGCACCGGCUGCUGGGGGAGGAGGCGGGAUCGGCGGCGGUGGCGGCGAGCAUGCGGAUGCGGGCGGGGCGGUGGAGGAGAAGGCGUGCCCCUGCGGCGCCGGGAGCUGCCUCGUGCUCACGUCCAACACUCCCAGGAACCCCGGCCGCAAGUUCUACAGGUGCCCUAUGCGGGACAAUGGGGGUUGCAACUUCUUUGAAUGGUGCGAUACUCCAUCUCCAGGCUCUGGAAAUGCUCGAAGUAACACUGUUUUUCCAUCAGAGACAUCAGCAGCAGCGGAUAUGCCUUGCCCGUGCGGUGCUGGAACUUGCUUAAUUCUCACUACAAAGACAGGAAAAAAUGUUGGGAGGCAGUUCUAUCGUUGCCCAUUAAAUCAGGGUGGUGGCUCUUGUGGCUUUUUCAAAUGGUGUGACGAUCAACAGCCUAGGGUAGGUGCGCCACCACAAGCUUCACCACAAUACCAAACUGAUGUUAUGUCAACCAGCCAAAACUCCAGCAAGAGGAGCUCUUCAUCCUGCUUCAAAUGUGGGCAGGAGAACCACUGGGCAAAAGACUGCCCGAAUCAAUCUUCAGAUCCUUAUACUGACAAAGGUGGGAGAACAUCAGCAAGCUCGCCUGAUGCGUGUUUCAAGUGUGGUAAGACUGGUCACUGGUCCCGCGAUUGCCCAACCUUGAAUAGUGGUAGUGGUACCGGCGCAAGCCAUGUCAAGGCCUCUUCUACUUUGGGCUCGUGGAACAGCCACAGAUGCUGAUAGCAGGUUCCUAUGAAGUGUGAACUCAAUUGAACUGACAUGGACAUACUGUACCAAACUUGGACAAAUGCCUCCGCCACGUGUCGCUUAGGUACAUCAUCUUGUCGAUGCCUUUUGCUGCUCUAUGUUCUGUAAGGAGAAUAACUGCGGAUGUUUUCUGUCUUCAUCCUGCCCUACGUGUUGAACUCGAAUCUGUGUUAGACCUUAGGUAUUUCGGCAUAUGAGGAUAAGUAAAAUUUGGUACUAUGUUCAUCCUCACAAGCAAUAUAAUUCCAUGCUUCUGCUCU
Messenger RNA from Phragmites australis (common reed), 1529 nucleotides. RefSeq lists its product as uncharacterized. Gene Ontology annotation, molecular function: nucleic acid binding; zinc ion binding. NCBI's taxonomy places the organism in Eukaryota, Viridiplantae, Streptophyta, Magnoliopsida, Poales, Poaceae. Bases 133 to 1242 code for a protein of 369 amino acids. The record is from RefSeq and is a predicted model, not a curated record. The transcript is spliced from 3 exons.